UUUUGCGCCCGGAGGAAGUUGGCCAUGGAGCAGCCCCGGGCGCGCCUGGAGGAGGCGGCGGAGACGGGGCAGGAGCUCUCCGGGGAGGCCCCGGGGCCCGAGGACGCGCUGGCCAAGAGCCCCCUGCAGCUGACCCCCGAGGACGUGUACGACAUCUCGUCCGCGGUGGGCCGCGAGCUGGCGGCGCUGGGCGGCGGCCAGGACCCGCGCGUGGCGCGGCUGCAGUUCACCAUCGUGCGCGUCCUGGAGCUGCUGGAGACGCUGGUGAGCGAGGCGGGAGUGGCGGCCGAGGAGCUGCGGCUCGAGCGGGACAGCCUGCGCCACGAGCUCGAGGGGCUGCGGCGCGCCGCCGGCGCACAGGACGGCCUGGGACCAGACAAGAUGGUGGUGGACCUGGCCGACCCCAACCGGCCGCGCUUCACCCUGCAGGAGCUUCGGGAGGUGCUGCAGGAGCGUAACAAGCUCAAGUCGCAGCUGCUGCUUGCCCAGGAAGAGCUGCAGUGCUAUAGAAGUGGCCUGAUUUCAGCGCGAGAAGGUGCAGGAGGAAGAAAAGAAAAAGACGGUGUCGUUGCCCAGCCUGGCAGUGCCAGUGGGAGGAAGCCGGAAACCGUCAUCAGGAAGCUGUUCUUUUUCCGGUCCGGGAAGCAAACAUAGACCUAAAGCCAUGGCCAUGACAGCAGCUACUCCUCAAACUCAAGAAGAUAAGCUGUCGGCUUCUGCAACUUUCUGUCAGUGCCUCAGACACACUGUGCUGCGCCUAGCUGUCCUGUCCUCAAGCGGCAGGGGUGGAUCAGUAGCUGUGGAGCUGCAGAGCUGGGCAGCCUCAGAGCUUGGCCAGGCUGGACUGGGGAGUAUCUCAAGUCUCCUGAAGCAAAAGGAACCUCCUUGAGGCACCUGAUGUUCUGCCCGGGGGAGAAGGCCCUGGGCUCAAAUCAGCACCAGGAGAGGAUUCAGGACAGCGGGGCCAGGCAGGGCAGGCAAAGCACUUCCAUGCUUCAGGAAGAUUAGUUCGGUUUCAAGACGUGACUUCCUGAACUUGGUUUUGUAUUAAAGUAAAAUGACUUUAAACUCCUGUUGACUCUGAAUAAAGAUGGCACAUCCGGAUUACAGGCACACCUGGUUGACAGUCUGACAGGCGCUGCCAUUUAACUCCCUCUGCUUAGAAACACAGAG
Molecule: messenger RNA, 1173 nt
Organism: Suncus etruscus (white-toothed pygmy shrew)
Lineage: Eukaryota; Metazoa; Chordata; Mammalia; Eulipotyphla; Soricidae
Gene: RILPL2
Product: Rab interacting lysosomal protein like 2
Exons: 4
Coding region: 25-654 (209 amino acids)
Molecular function (GO): protein dimerization activity
Source: RefSeq, a predicted model, not a curated record